UUUCUAAGCUGGGUGGUACGAACCACUAUAGGUAGUUAAGGAAUAGCAAACUGGUAGUUCCAUUCCAAUUCAUUUAUAUGAGCUAUAAGUUGGGCGGGCUGUAUCAUAUAAAAAAACACCGAGCAUUUCCUGUGUGUGGAAUUUGGAUAUGCCAUUGCCGCGAAUACCUGGAUUUAUUCUUAUUACCAAAAUUGGAAGUGGAACUUUUUCUGAAGUCUACAAAGCAUACCGAUUUGUGCAAACAAGUUGUCGCUGUUAAAUGCAUAGUCAAGAAUGAGCUAUCUGCAAAUACGGUGGAUAAUAUUAUACAUGAAAUUGAAGCUUUAAAACUUUUAAGACAUCCUCACAUCAUUCAAAUGAUAGAUUUCAGCUGGGAUGAAAAUUUCAUCUACAUAAUCAUGGAAUACUGUGAAGGUGGGGAUCUUUCUGUUUUUGUUAGAAGUCAUAAACAGUUACAAGAGAAGAUAUGCAAAUCGUUUCUAUGCCAGCUAGCGUCUGCUCUGCAAUACCUGCGGCAGCAUAACAUUGUCCACAUGGAUCUUAAACCCAGUAAUUUGUUAUUAACUUCUCGAAGGAAUCCUAUUUUAAAAUUGGCUGAUUUUGGUUUAGCACAGUCGCUUAAAAACCGACAAAGAGAAACAUCUUUUAGAGGAUCUCCGUUAUAUAUGGCCCCAGAGAUUCUCCGACGAGAAAGCUAUGAUGCCUCUGUCGAUCUAUGGUCAACCGGUGUAAUUCUGUACGAAUGCUUAUUUGGUAAACCUCCAUGCUCGUCCAGCAGCUUGAAAGAAUUAGUGGAAAACAUUCAAAGCAAAGCUGCCAUAACUAUACCAACUACCAAAGACAUCUCAGCGGACUGCAGGGACCUCCUAGAACGUUUAUUGCAAAAGGAUCCAAAUAAACGAAUGACAUAUGAAGAAUUUUUUAAUCAUCCCUUCGUGAGAGCGUCCGUUGCGUCAUGUAACGUAGCCGAAACGGAAGCCAAGUUAGUUUUUGAGCGAGCUCAGAAUAUGGACAAGUGGAACCGAAGAGGCGAAGCUGUCACUCUCUACCGUCAAGCGCAAACACUCCUAAAUCGUUUGAUUUCAGCUGAUGUUGCUACUGUACGGGACGCCCAAAUUAGAAAAAGACUUGAUGUAUGUUCACGUCGAAUUCAAGAAAUCGAAAGCUCAGAAAAUGUCCUAAAACAGAAUACUCUCUCCGCUGAAGCACCGCUAUCUCGCGAUUGGCGUGCAAAUAUGUCACCAACAUUCCAAGAACUUCAAUCCCUUUCGUCCACUACUCCAGAUUUAUUGUCGGCACUUGAAAUUGGAUUGGAAGGAGUUCAAUACGACGGCGAGGGGCAGCACGCGGUUGCAUUAGAGCGCUACAAAGCGGCGCUGGAGAAACUGAUUCCUCUGCUUCGAAGCGAAUCCAAGGGGCGUAGGAGAGAAUUGCUUCGUCUUCAGAUCACUUUAUGGAUGGAUAGAGCUGAACAACUGCAGACAUUCCAUGAUCUCCAUCAGUCAAAUGUCGAAGAGCUUCAGAGCGGAGAUGCAAGUGGAUAUUGCAGUUUACAAUAGGAAAUCAACAUCAUGUGAGUGGAGGAGUAUUUUUGAAAACUUGCGCUGUGAUUGCUAAAACAGUUCUUUGCCAUUCGAAUACACAAAAAUAGAAAGUAGUCCCAA
Messenger RNA from Daphnia carinata, 1664 nucleotides. Its product is annotated as serine/threonine-protein kinase ULK3-like. NCBI's taxonomy places the organism in Eukaryota, Metazoa, Arthropoda, Branchiopoda, Diplostraca, Daphniidae. Gene Ontology annotation, molecular function: ATP binding; protein serine/threonine kinase activity. Gene Ontology annotation, biological process: autophagosome organization; peptidyl-serine phosphorylation; autophagy. Gene Ontology annotation, cellular component: autophagosome; cytoplasm. The record is from RefSeq and is a predicted model, not a curated record. The transcript has 10 exons. The coding region runs from base 78 to 1559 and encodes 493 amino acids.